Molecule: messenger RNA, 1323 nt
Organism: Annulohypoxylon maeteangense
Lineage: Eukaryota; Fungi; Ascomycota; Sordariomycetes; Xylariales; Hypoxylaceae
Exons: 8
Coding region: 1-1323 (440 amino acids)
Source: RefSeq, a predicted model, not a curated record
AUGGCUCGCAUUAUACUUGGCAUUCAAUUUGGUGUCAUGGACACCAAGGUUUCAUGGCUUAUGGAUGAAAAUGGUACGAUAAAGAAUGAGCUGGCCCAAAUCAAACAUUGGCCCGUUGCCUACGGCGGACAAACCAAUCGCACCCGUUCCAUGGUCCCGUCAAGGAUCUUUUACAACCUCGAUGGAAAUGCCACUUGGGGCUACAACAUCCCCCAAGGCGCCCAAGCAAUCGAGCACUUGCCGUUACUCCUCGUUGAUCGUCAUUGCACCCCUCCAGAUCGCGAGUACCUUUCAUUUUACGACAACGGAAGACGUGUCUGUAACACACACGACAAGAAGCCUCAUCAAGCUGUGUGUGACUUCUUAGGCUGUGUCUACAAGCAUUCUUGCGACCAGCUGGAGGUCAUCUUCACCCCUGACGAAUUGGCGAAAAUUCCAAUUCAUGUGGUCGUCACCACUCAAGGUGGUUGGAAUACUCGUGUUGGCCUCAUGUUAUGUGAGAUUCUAGCAGCCAGCAAAAUUUCUGAGAACCGACAGGCUGGGAAAACAACUUUCUCGGUUAUUCCAGAGAUGUGUGCUAUUGCCCUAGGAACUUUCCGUGGCCUCUCACGUCUGGGUACCCUGAAUAGAAAUGACCUAUUCACCAUUUUGUCAGUUGAUGCCGCAACGACAAAUAUCAUUACCUACCAGCUGGCAGAUUCGCCGAAUCCCGGAAUGGGCCUGCACAUCCUAGCAGAUAAAAUCGAAUUCUCCGGACCUUCGAUCCUCCGUGAUCGCUUCAAAGCCCUUGUGAAGAAGAAGGUUGGCGAGAAGAGAUUCUCUUCCAUAUCUGCUCAGGGCCACGAUGAGCUGAUGUCAGCUUGGAGCAAAAAUAUGCGAACACCUGAGCUCAAUGGCCCUGAUGCUACCUGGGUUGUACGAAUCGAGACCACUCCUCGAGCAUGCAACAAAACCAUUACACAGGGCGAGUUGCAAGAUAUUUACAACUCAAUCAUCCCCCAGCUUGAAUCUCUUAUAACCUCUCACGUCGAAGAGGUCCGCGGCCGUACCAACACUCAUUUGAAGUGCUUAGUAGUAGCAGGAGAGUUCUUCACCAAAGACUCCAUCAUGGCAGCUGUCGCCAAUGCAUGGAAAGGCAUGGGUACUAACGUCACUAACGUGAUCCUCAAGGCUGGUACAUAUCCUCCGACCAGCGAGAACACUCCUACUUGGCUUGGAGUUUCCAGAUGUGCAGCGCUCUCUGGGAUUGUCCAAAAUCAGCUAGGCCAUCCGGCGAUCUUUCCACCCCCGAACCAACGUCCUAUCUAUAUGUAUCCCGCGUAA